Brassica napus (rape) is the source of this 1215-nucleotide messenger RNA. Its product is annotated as protein PLASTID REDOX INSENSITIVE 2, chloroplastic. The transcript has 3 exons. NCBI's taxonomy places the organism in Eukaryota, Viridiplantae, Streptophyta, Magnoliopsida, Brassicales, Brassicaceae. The record is from RefSeq and is a predicted model, not a curated record. Gene Ontology annotation, biological process: regulation of gene expression. Bases 414 to 959 code for a protein of 181 amino acids.
CUAGAGAGCAUGAUUGGUCACGACCUUACUUGAACAGGAUCUGUUCUAUAGGAAGUACCUCUGUAUCCUUGAUUUCUAAGGAGACAGGCCCAGUAACCUGGUUGAUGAUUCAUGUCCGUGCGAUCUGAGUGUGAUUAACGGCUACGAUUCUCCUCGGAGAGGCUGUGCUGUAGAGGAUCGCUACCUAGCCUGGUCUCGAACUUGCAAGGGUGGUCGCACGGUUGUCUGACAGGCUCCCUUUUUCUGCACUUCUCACCCCAUAUUUUUAAUAUCUUUCAUUUUCAACCCAAACUUUUGCUUAUAAUUGUUUUUUUGCUUUCUACUUUUUCCACUACUCAAAUGAUACCUCCGCUUAAACCCUCAGCUUGCAGAGAUAAAAGAUAAGGUUCAGAGAGUGAAGCGAAAGUGUGCAAAUGUCUUCUUCAGACGUAGCUCUUUUCUCUUCUAUGAUUCAAUUUCGUUCGUCUUCGUCCAUCCGUAAUGCUCUUCCAACAAUCUUCAAUCUCUCUUCACCAGCCGCGAGUUCGUGCGCAAUCAAAUCGACCCAGAUUCUUAACCGGCGUUUGAGAGCCAAAUCGACGAACUUAUCUCUUUCUUCCAUGCCUCGGAGAGGGUUCGUAUGCAGAGCUGCGGAGUACAAGUUCCCGGAUCCCAUACCCGAAUUCGCCGAAGCUGAGACUAAGAAAUUUAGGGACCAUAUGACAAAGAAACUAUCAAAGAGGGAUCUUUUUGAAGACUCUGUUGAUGAGAUUGUCGGAGUCUGCACUGAGAUCUUCGAGACGUUCUUGCGGAGCGAGUAUGGAGGACCUGGAACACUCUUGGUUGUACCCUUCAUCGACAUGGCUGAUACUCUCAAUGAAAGGGAACUGCCUGGAGGUCCACAAGCCGCACGUGCAGCUAUCAAAUGGGCUCAGGAUCAUGUAGACAAAGAUUGGAAAGAAUGGACCGGCACUGAUUAGUAGCACCUGAACCUCAAAUCAUCAAAAUAUAGUUCAGUACUCAUGUAUUAGAAGAUAUAUUAUUGUCUUUGUAAAACUCUGAAUUUUGCAGAUUUCAGUAUUUUAUUAGUUCUCUUCUUAUAUAAAAUCCUUGGUCUCAUCAUUUGUUUCCCAAGGUGAUCAGUGUAUGGUUGAGUAGAUUCUUCCGAUGUACCAAAUAUGAAUUGAAGAUACCUAAGAUCUGUUAGUUAUAACUUAUAAUGAUUCAAGAUUAAUA